Messenger RNA from Penaeus chinensis, 1899 nucleotides. RefSeq names its product leucine-rich repeat neuronal protein 3-like. The transcript is spliced from 10 exons. NCBI's taxonomy places the organism in Eukaryota, Metazoa, Arthropoda, Malacostraca, Decapoda, Penaeidae. Gene Ontology annotation, molecular function: protein binding. The record is from RefSeq and is a predicted model, not a curated record. Bases 411 to 1838 code for a protein of 475 amino acids.
AUUGAUAAGAACACUCGAGCGGGGCAGGAGAUAAGCGUCAGGCUCCCGCGCCUUGUCGCACCGCACUGACGAGAGCAGUCGAGUGCCCAGCGGCCCCACAGCCAGGCCAGACCCAGGCCAACACACCUCCUAAUCUGCUUCCAAAGUCCCCGGUGUUUCCGUCCUCCCGACACAGUGUGCCAGUGACCGAGCGGGCCUUUUCCCAUCCGCAGCGGACAGUAAGGGAGCGACCUCCACGUGGCGUGACAAUCCAGUGUUUGGCGAAGAGUGGUAACAAAGUGAGGAAAGGUGACGCGCUACAAGUAGAGUGCUCCGGGAAGGAAUAAUUGUAAUUCCAUAGAUUGCCGAUCCAGUUCGCUAUAUUGUGUGAUAGUUUCUACGACUGCCAAGAGAAAAAUAAGAAAUCCAAAAUGAUGAUGCCUUUCCUCCAAAUCGUCGUGGUGGUGGUCGCGAUGACGUCACGCCUAACCCAGGCCACAGACACUCUACCCAAAAUCUGCUCCUUAUGCGCCUGUGUCCCCACAUCUACCGAGGUCGACUGCCGAAAUCGGGAUUUACGUGUAAUUCCCGAUCUCUCCCAAGAAAAGAUAAACUACACCUGGACUCUUGAUCUGAGCAACAACAUGAUCAAGAGCAUCACAAAAUUUCCAAAUCUCCCAAAUCUCGUGGAACUCCAUAUUCAAAAGAAUUACCCAUCAAGUAUCGAGAACGCGGCCUUCGCGAACCUGGAUAACCUGAAGACUUUGAAUCUGCGGAAUAACCAACUCACGCACGAUGAUAUAAGGGAAGGCGUUUUUGAAGGUAAAUACAGCCAAAACGCAUCCUUCCCUCUUGCCAUCGAAGUGCUUGAUCUGAGUUACAACAACUUCAGUCUCCUUCCGAGGAACUGCUUCAGACACUUGCCUGUUCUCAAGAAGCUGAUCCUGGCCCACAACCCGCUCGGUGACAUCUCCCACGCAACCAGCAUGGCCAUCAACGAACUCCACAGCCUCAACGAACUCGACCUCUCGCAGACCGGCAUCGACCGCCUCCCGCACGGCUUCCUCACUGACCUCCUUAACCUUCAGGUGCUGAUCCUGGCGGGGAACCACAUCAAGACAGUACCUGAAGAGAUCAACUACGGCCGCUCGUUGACUCACCUCAACCUCAACGCUAACCCCAUUGAGAUCAUACAAGAAGGUGACUUCACGAACAAGAGUGCCGGUCUGCGGAGACUCGACAUGUCCGCGAUGCCCAAGCUGAAGACGAUAGGUCGCCACGCCUUCUCUAACCUCAAUAGCCUCGAGGUUUUGCACCUCUCCAACUGCCCGAACCUCUUCGUGAUCGACAACGAGGCUUUCUAUCAGCUGGACCCCAAGGAGACGCUGAAGGAGGUCCACCUCCAGGCCAACCAACUCUCAUCGCUGAACGAGAACAUGCUUCCUUGGAUGAACAUCAAGUACGUGGACAUCCAAGACAACCCGUGGAACUGCGACUGCAACUUGAAGUGGGUGGCCGAGAAGCUCCUCCCCCACCUCGAGGAGAACCCGGGCACCACACUGUCCCUUCUGUGCACAGACCCCAUAGAGCACCGAGGAGAGACACUGUCUAAGGUCUUGGAAGAUGAAAACGGCUUCCAGUGUCCAUACGCCCACUCCUUCACCAAGCGGGGCAUGUACGGCCCUCUCGUACUGAGUACUAUCGUUGUGGGCAUCAUCGUGCUCGUUAUGGGAUCUGUGCUCUUCGCCUAUGCUCUAUAUAGACGGACUCGGACUGGCGCGAGAUUCGGAGAGUCAGUCAAAUACCGGCGAGCGCACGAUGAGGACGACGAAUCUUUCCCCAGCACCAUCCGUAGCUAGACACCCUUGCUGUACAGAGUAGAGUUGGCUACACAACCAAGCAUCACGUGUCACCUCUUGC